CCUGAACUAAAUAACAUCAAUAGAAUUCAAAAUCAAAUGAAUAACUACUGAAAAUUAUGCUUUUAUAGUAUUCAAUAGUACCUGUACUGCAGAAAUUUUAUAUGAAUAAGUGCUACCUACUAUUGUGCAAUGAUUCUACCACCAGCUUAGAUGCCAAGACCAUGGAAAUUAUGUAUCCGAUCCAAGAUGAUGCCAUUCAUCAUGCAGUUGCGACGUUUUGCUUCCUAUGGCAAUAGGCGGG
Acanthoscelides obtectus is the source of this 241-nucleotide messenger RNA. NCBI's taxonomy places the organism in Eukaryota, Metazoa, Arthropoda, Insecta, Coleoptera, Chrysomelidae. The record is from the annotation of a GenBank genome assembly.